AUGAGUGUGGCGAUGCGUAUGAAUAACGGUCUUCACCAUGCUGUUUCAAUGGGUACAAUAGAUACAAUUACGACAAAUACCAAACCAACUUGUUCCAGUCAAUCUGAUCGUAAUUAUGAUUCUGAAGAUGAAAAUACGUAUCGCCGACGUCUGAGACACACCUCAUCAACUGAAUUAUAUCCCAGGCCAUCGCAAUAUUCCAAAGGAGAUAUAAGAGAGCAGUAUUGUUUAACAGAUCGCCAAGUGAAUACCAUCGAUCGAUCGCGACGUGAACGAUUCUUUGGCUGUCUUAGUCGUCGCAGUACACCCCAGUCGUUUUUGGGCGGUUGUGUUGGCCGACGAGUACCGUCGGAUGAGAAUUUAGCACCCUACACCCCGUUCUACAAGUAUUCACGUUAUACCAAACAAUUUCCUAACACCACGACUACAUCGUCGACGUCAACAUCAACAGCUGAUAACAUGGAUAUGGAAAGUUCCUAUUUUCGUAGACAACCAGCAUCGAUAUUAAGUACAUCUAAAAUGGUGGAUGCAUCGACAGAUAAUCGCCAGCACAGUCAGCAGCAACAACAGCAUCAUCAUCUGCAGCAGCAGCAACAACAGCAUCAGAUGCAUCAAGCGCAGCAUCCGGCAUAUGGGAAUUAUGAUAAUAUCAGUUAUAUCAACGAUAAAAGCUCAUAUCACUGCCCUUCCCAUAUGGGAGUUGGUGCUGGAUUACAACAUGCUGGUGCUCUAAAUACACCAAGAACAAAGCAUGUCAGCUUUGCCCGUUCCCAUACCCUAACCUCAUUCGAUGACUUCAAUGUGGGCUUUCGUUCAUCGGGUCGCAUGAAAUCGGCCCAGUCACAAGAACGCCUAAUUGGUGGUAAAAAACCCUUGGGACCCAGUGGAUCCUAUUAUGAUACGAUGCCGGUGUGUGUACCGCCCGCUCAACCUAUUACUGCCAUAAUGGGAUCUACAUCCACAAUACAUAUGCUGCCAACGGCAUCAGUUCCUGUCCACCAAUUGGGUCAUACACAUCAACAUUAUCCGGCAGGUCAUAUACCGGUCCAGCCCCAGCCGCAAGCGCAGCCCACAACAUAUUUGCCCGCCUAUGUAACCGAACAACAUGUUCAGACACAGCAACCCACAGCGGCGGUACUAACAAAUCGCCCGAUUUUAGAGGAGUUGGGUAACCUGAAGAUGACCUCAACAUGUCCUCUACAAAAUUUACCACCACCCAGUCCAGAGGUUAUUGUGGUGGAGAAAAAGUUCCGCAACGCCAUGAAGACCCAGGCCACCCAGACAGAUGUAAGGAAAAAUGAAUUCGAACAGAGUUUGGCAUUAAGUCCACGAACCAUACAUCGAGUACGCGUGGUAUCACAGGGGGCUCAAACUAAUGGCCUGGCAAAUGGUAAACCCUUGGCAAAGAGUCUCUCACAAAUCCCCUACGAGAGUAAAAAGAAAGAAGAGACGCGAGGGGCUUUUCAAGCUGAACAUGAGCUACUACAUCGCACGCAAUCAGAGGAACCACCCAAGUCCCCGUUGGAAAGUAGUUUUCCCUAUUAUCAACCACCACCUCCCCUGGAAUACGAUACGAAUCAUGAGAAGUAUAUUUAUCAGAAGAAAGAUCUCAGUUCCAUGUCAAAGGAGGAUUCAUUUUCCUACGAAAGCAAUAGCCUACCAAGGCGGACCUGUGGUUAUCGCUUGGACACCGAUUUCCAUAGUCUGCCACGUCGUGACAUGAACAAUAUCCAGGAUGUUUGUAAACACAUCACCGAAUGUUCUGAGCUCAUGGCUGAUGGUUCGUCGGACUUCACAUCCGAUUUGCUGCCACCACCCCAGGAAUAUUGCCUAGAUGAUGAUGACUCCUUGGAUAUUACCCAAACAUACCCGAAGGAAUAUAAGGACACAAAUCGUCGCAAAUCAAUGUUGAUCAGUAUGGAACCACCCGAUGAUAGCCCCUUUCGGCGAGAUGAUAUACGACGUCAAUCGAUGCCCGUCUAUGUGAAAACGGAAAAACUUGUCGAUUUGGAUUACGUGGGUAAGGGGUCGCGUCGCUUCAAUCGUAAAGCUUUCCGGGAUGAUAUGUCCGAUGAAAAGGAGAUUAUUAUCGAUUUCAAGCCCUACAUUAAAAACGAUCUCCAGCCGAAGACAUUGAAACGGAAAUUCCUCAAGAAACACGAACAACAGCAGGAGGCCGCCAAACUGCCGCCCAAGGAACUUCCUGAACCCUAUGAUUCCAUAUCAGCUGAGAGUGAUCGUAGCGAUCAGGAUCCGCGACAAGAUCCUGUUUAUGAAAAUUUACAGGCCUGUGGCUGUGCCAUUGCGGCCACAGUGCCGGAGGCCGAGUACAGCGAACAAGAACAAGAAGAGAGGGAUGAGAAGGGUUCAGGAAUUUCCGCACCGCCCAGUCCACUGCGCGAGGAGGCCAUUGGUCAUGCUUCUACCUAUCCGUCAUCGGAUUCAUUGGCUAAUGAUGUCACAAGAGAUCAUUCGGAUGGUCAUUGGAAUGAAUCGGAGGUGACCGUGCUGAUGGCAGAGCAAAGAUCCGAGGCCUCGUAUAAUUUGAAUCUUCUCUUGACGCCGUCAACAAAACGAAAACAUUUGCUGUUGCAACAUCAGCAACGAAGUUCGGUGGAUACAGAUGCUUUGGAUUUCGAGGAGCAAUUUACCGAUCAAAGUCCUACGUAUAGUCAGACGGGGUCGGUGAGUAUGAAAUCGUCUAGGUCACCGGCGACACCACAAAAUGAACGAGAAUCCGCAAUGAAAUCCUAUGAAAGGGGAGCGCAACCAAAACUGAUAUCACCAUCCAUAGAAAUUACGCCCAUCAUAGGGCAGACGCAGGCAUCUCCGGUCAAGCAUCCGGGUAAGGCUUUAUUGGCAUCACCAAGGAAGAAUAUGGCAAUUUCACCGGCAAAGGAUCAAAGGAGGCUAUCCGACAUUUCGGUGGGUGUAUCCUCUCUGACCGACAAUCUGAAGGGUUUCGAUAAUUCAGAGUGUAGCACAAAUACCAAUACCGAGGAGUAUGCCACCUGUACAGAUACAUCGAGACGCACGCCAGGUAUGAGGACUACCUUAACCACAACCACUACUACGACAAGCUCAUCAUCAACAACACAAGUACCAGCUUCCACUCAAAGUUCCCAAAUGGAUAAGACCCACGGGGAAUCUUCAUUUGAGAGUGCUUCUUCGUUAUACUCCUCAAAAGGAGAAAUGGUCUCCGAAGAUAUGGUACAACCCGAGGAAGAUUAUCGACGAGAAUCGAAAACCCAUUUAGAUUUGACAUUAAAUUUACCCUCACCCAUUCAGGCAGAUAUUGCCAAGAAGUCACCCUCACAUUCGGUUAGUAGUACCUCUUCGGGUAGCUAUAAUGUGGGUGUGGUUGGAGAUGGUGAUGGCGAAAGUAAAACGCCGGAAAUUGAAAAGGUUGUUAUGCCUAUGGCUAAGAAGGAAAGCACCUCCCCGCUUGGCCAAAGAGUGGCGGAACUGGCCCGCAAAAAAAUCGAAUCCAUAUCAGAUGAUGAACGCAGUGACGUGCGUUACUCCUCCUCGGGUUAUUACGAAAGUCCUCAGGAUGAUGAGUAUCAAAAGCUAAAGUCGAGACGUUACCGCCAGGAAGAGGAACGUAAGCGACGUAAGACUUCAAUGAAAAUCGACAUUGAAAAGGAAAAUAUGAGGGCUUUGACCAGUCCCAUAAAACGAGAUGUUCUGAAAAAAUCACCCGAACGACCAAAGGCUUCCUCGGCACUGGCCGAAUCAACAAGCCCUGUAAAACUUAAACGUUUCCGUCCGAAAAUACGUCGCCAGCUGAGGCGAUCUUCACGUGAUGAAAGUGCAACGAGAACUCGAAAACCCAACAACACAACGUCUUUGUCGCCUCAGCAGAUUAUGGGUAGUGCCGAGAAGCUUCUUGAUGCCAGCGUAAUGUCUCCCAAGCCACCGGGGACGCCCAGUCAUAUGGUGACCGCUGCCACCACGACUGAACAAGAUAUUCCCAUACCAGCACCACGCACUGCGAAAGAUACAAUAUCAACGAUAACUUCCUCCUCGAAGACUCCAACCUCGCUAUCACCUGCAUAUGUAAAAUCCGCCUCGGAAACAUGUCAAUUAAAAGCCAAAUCCAUUGAAUCUCUUAAUCGUUCGGUUUCACCCGGUUCCGAUUCGGUAUUUUACAGUGAAGCUGAUGGUAAUCAUGCCGAUCAGCACAGUGGUCAUUGUUCACACUGUGGCAAAGAGGUUGAUGACGCCACGGUGGUGUGUGGCGAUUCGGUAGAAUCAUUACCCUAUAUAGACAACGAACCGGAUAUUGUUAAGCCACCGUCCGAUUUUGCCGAUUCGCCGGUAACCAACAAAACACCACAGCGUUUGUAUAAGAAAAUGGAUAAACGUUUUCGUUCCGAGGAACGUUAUCACUUGGAGAGGGGUCGUCACUACAAGACACGGAAGGAGAAUAUUCGGGCGAAGAGUGAAGAACGUAACCAGGAAUGCAAUAAGAAGACAACACCCAUUUUACGGCCAGCCGGUUCCAGUCCCUGUAUACUGCCAGAAAUUACCAGCGAAACGAAGCAGCAGACAAUUUACAUUGGCCACUAUGAUUGUGCCCGUUACGCCAGGUUAACGGAUUCGGAUAUAUGGGCACAAUUGGAUCAUCAGAGCCUAGAACGCAGUCGUGGUCGCCGUUCCUCAACCGAUUCGGAAAAAAGCUUCUACACCAAAUAUCAAGUCAUACUGCAUCGCCUUGUACAGAGACGUUGCACUUUGGAGAUGUAUCAUCGUCAAAAGAAUGAUACAUUUGGUGUCGAUAAAACCGUGGUGGUCAAAAGUGACUCCGGAGAAUUCGGCUUCCGCAUUCACGGCUCGAAACCGGUUGUUGUGGCCGCCAUUGAACCGGACACACCAGCCGAAUCAUCGGGUCUUGAGGUGGGCGACAUAAUCAUAUCAGUAAAUGGUGUUAAGGUGCUGGAUAAACAUCAUACGGAAGUUGUGAAAAUUGCCCAUGAUGGUUGUGAAAAACUUGAACUGGAAGUUGCCCGAACUUUGGGCGUUCUCAUGAAUGAACAGCAGGAGCCACCGAUACAGGUCAUUUACAGUGGUUAUUUGUGGCGUCAAAGUGGCCAGGCGAAGGGAUCACCAAAUGCCAAGAAAUGGGUUCAACGUUGGUUUGUUUUACGUUCGGAUAAUUGCCUAUACUAUUACAAGACUGAGGAGGACACCCAACCCGUUGGAGCUAUGAUUAUGGCCAAGCACACCGUAGAACCCUGCAACGCCAAAGUCGGUAGACCACAUGCAUUUAAAAUAGAUUCGGGUGAGGGCAUACCCAUGUAUGUAGCCGGUGAUAAUGAAGAGAUAACGAAUCGUUGGGUGAAUAUUUUGAAAAAGGCCGUGGCCCAGGAGAAUGCAUGGUUGGAUAAGAGUGCCCGCAAUCUAUAUAAACAACCCAGCAAUAUACAACGUCCCGAUUGCUUUGGCUAUCUGAUGAAAUUGGGCUCCAAGUGGUGUGGUUGGUCGAAGCGUUAUUGUGUCCUGAAAGAUGCCUGUUUGUAUUUCUUUCAGGACGGUAUUUCCAAAUCUGCUUUGGGUAUGGUUUGCCUCCAUGGCUACAAGGUAUCAUCAAUGUCAGCUGCUGCAUCGGGCAAAAAAUAUUCCUUUGAAAUUAUACCACCUGAACCGAAAUUGAGACACUACUAUUUUUACACGGAAUCUGAAAUGGAGAAAAAGAGAUGGAUAUCAGCUCUUGAAUAUUCGAUAGAUCGUUGGAUCAAAUCUGGGUAACUAAGGUUGAAAACUAUUAACAAUAAAUCAUCUAUGCACAGCACAAGAAGGAAACGUCGAAGUUUUAGUUAUUUCAUG
This is a messenger RNA of Musca vetustissima, 5829 nucleotides long. RefSeq lists its product as uncharacterized. Lineage: Eukaryota; Metazoa; Arthropoda; Insecta; Diptera; Muscidae. The coding region runs from base 1 to 5751 and encodes 1916 amino acids. The transcript has 15 exons. The record is from RefSeq and is a predicted model, not a curated record. Gene Ontology annotation, molecular function: protein binding.